AUGAGAGAAGAAGAAGAAGAAGAUCGGAUAGUCACACUGGUCCAGGUGGCGUCUCGUCGCUACGCCGAGUACGAGGAGGAGCUGUAUCGUUCAAAAGAGGAGAACGAGAAACUCCAGAAACUACUGGACGCUGUUUUACAGCCUCAGCUUCGGAUACACAGAGCAGACGUCCAGCAGCUGGUGGUGGUUAAAGAAGAGGUUCUCCCUGACCAGCAGGAGUGGAGCACCAGUCUGGACCAGGAGGACCCAGAGCCCCCGCCACACAUUAAGCAGGAACAGGAGGAACUCAGGAUCAAUCAGGAGGGAGAGCCGCUUCAGGAGCUGGAGGAGGCUGAUAUCACCAAGUCCACUUUCACUCCUGACCCUGUGAAGAGUGAAGAUGAUGAAGAUAAACCUCAGUCCUCACAGCCUCGUCAAAGACAAACUGAACACAUGGAAACAGAAGCUGAUGGAGAUGACUGUCGAGGACCAGAACCAGCAAGGAACUCAGAUCCAGAGAGCAGUUUACAACCAAAGACUGAGGACGACACUGAAGACUCUUCUGAACCUGACACUGAAGACAGUGCUGAUUGGAAGGAGACCAGAGAACCUGCAUCAGGCUCAAACUCACUGAAAAAUAGACAUGAAUCUGUCUGUGAUCCACGACGUAGUGUUGAAAAGAAACCAUUCAGCUGCUCAGUCUGUAAGAAAGCUUUUUCACAGAGUGGACAUUUAAAAAGACACAUGAGAGUUCACACAGGAGAGAAACCCUUUCGCUGCUCAGUUUGUGAGAAAGCUUUUUCAGAGAGUGGAAUUUUAAAGGCACACAUGAGAGUCCACACAGGAGAGAAAUCACACAGCUGCUCAGUCUGUAAAGAAGCUUUUUCACUGAGUGGAAAUUUAAAGGCACACAUGAGAGUCCACACAGGAGAAAAACCAUACAGAUGCUCAGUCUGUAAGGAAGCUUUUUCACAGAGUGGAAGUUUAAAGGCACACAUGAGAGUCCACACAGGAGAGAAACCAUACAGAUGCUCAGUAUGUAAGGAAGCUUUUUCACAGAGUGGAAGUUUAAAGGCACACAUGAGAGUCCACACAGGAGAGAAACCAUACAGAUGCUCAGUCUGUAAGGAAGCUUUUUCACAGAGUGGAAGUUUAAAGGCACAUAUGAGAGUCCACACAGGAGAG
Trematomus bernacchii (emerald rockcod) is the source of this 1164-nucleotide messenger RNA. RefSeq names its product zinc finger protein 32-like. The transcript has 4 exons. Gene Ontology annotation, molecular function: DNA-binding transcription factor activity, RNA polymerase II-specific; RNA polymerase II transcription regulatory region sequence-specific DNA binding. The annotation marks the transcript as partial. The record is from RefSeq and is a predicted model, not a curated record. Lineage: Eukaryota; Metazoa; Chordata; Actinopteri; Perciformes; Nototheniidae. Gene Ontology annotation, biological process: regulation of transcription by RNA polymerase II. Gene Ontology annotation, cellular component: nucleus.